AUGCGCGUCACUUCCAUCAUCGAAUACCUGCAAAAGCAGCAUGCUGUGGACCAAAUUAACAUCGCCGAAUGCCUCCUCACGCAUGGGGACACCAUCGACGCCAUCCUGGAAGAGUCUGGAUGUGAUGACUGCUUGUUGUCACCAACCAGUCCGAAGGAUGCGUUUUUUAUGACGUUAACGGUCCUAAAGCACUAUCAGACGUGGGAGAUGCAAGCAACGCACUUCAAGUUCAAGGCCCCCACGUUCCAAAAGCUCAUCACCUUGGUGAUCGCAGUCAUCGAAUCCAUCUUUUUCCGUCACUUCGUAAAGAUGCCAAGCAUGACUGACCUGCGCAACAAGGAUGCCGUCUUGCCAACUACCCCUCGCCACUACUUCAGUGGCAAGCACAAGUUGUACGGGUUGAAGGUCGAAGCGUCGGUGUCAACCGAGAUCCUCUGCGUGGACAUGAGUGCCCAUCUCCCAGGGUUGAUGAAAGACCUGACCAUGUUGAUGGACCGUUUCACCGUCCACCGCAUGAGCUUGGCCAAUGUGGAGACUGAGAUGGCCAUAAACGACGUCGGGGAAACCUUCGACGACCAAAUCGGCUACUCGACUGGCUUGGUCACCAAGGGCUACGUUGGCAUCAUGCAUCAUACUCGGAGAAUCCAUUCAAAGAAGAAGCCUACCGGUGGGGCGUUGGACACCGACGACGUCAACAGAAGCAAGCGCGUGUCCUCGGACAAAGUCGUGCUAUGGAAGGUGUCGUAUGCAACGUUUACCUGGAACCACAUCUUCGACGGGUUCCUGCGGUUGACCUUUACGCUGACCAAGCAUCAGGUAACCUUGAUGCCCCUUCGUUCAAACGACGGCGCCACGUACCGCUCAGUCCUGGCUUGUUACCAAGCCAUGUCCAAGACGUACAGUACAUCGACAGGCGCAAUGAAACUCAACGGCGCUUCCCGUCGCCAUCGUGCGGAACGAGUCCUCAAGGGGAGUGCGAUUCGACGCCGCAUGUCUUCGCUGAAUGAUUCACCAUACAUUCGCCGGCUUCCAUCGCAGAACAACUCUCCAUCCUUGCGUUAG
Molecule: messenger RNA, 1062 nt
Organism: Aphanomyces astaci
Lineage: Eukaryota; Oomycota; Saprolegniomycetes; Saprolegniales; Verrucalvaceae
Exons: 4
Coding region: 1-1062 (353 amino acids)
Source: RefSeq, a predicted model, not a curated record